AUGGAGGUGCCCUUCAGUGACAAAGAGUAUUAUGCUGAGCAUUUUGACGCCAGAGACUAUUUGGAAACGUACUAUACCUUCAGCCCGGAGAAAGAGGCAGAAAACGCCCUAGCAACCUUUACUAUGAAAAACCUGCACAAGUCUUUUUUUGGGGGUGGCCUUAAAGGAGACACCCUGAUUGACAUUGGCAGCGGUCCCACCAUCUACCAGUUCCUCUCGGCCUGUGAGUUCUUCCGAGAGAUCAUUGCCAGCGAUUAUACCGACCAGAACCGGGAGGAGAUGCAGAGGUGGCUGAAGAAGGAGCCGGGAGCUUUCGACUGGAGCCCGGUGGUGAAAUAUGUCUGCGAGCUGGAGGGGGACAGGGAAAAGUGGGCCCAGAAGGAGGAGAAGGUCCGAAGCAGCAUCAAGCAAGUCCUGAAAUGUGACGUGACCCAGCCCAACCCUUUGGCUCCCAUCUCCCUCCCUCCGGCUGACUGCCUGCUCAGUACCUAUUGCUUGGAAUUGGCUAGCAAAGACCUGCCCGCCUUCCGGUCUGCCUUGAAGAACAUCGGCUCGCUCUUAAAGCCCGGAGGACACCUCGUCUUUGCGUCUGCGCUGGAACUCACCUUCUUCAUGAUAGGCCAGCGCCGAUUCGGUUGCCUCUACCUGGAGCAGAAGACUUUAGAGGAAGCCGUGAAGGGAGCUGGCUUUGAUAUUGAAUGGGUGGAGACUACCAAGUUCACCAUUCCGUUGCCUUUGAUCGAUUCUACGGGGGCCUGCUUCGUGGUUGCCCGGAAACACUGA
Euleptes europaea (tarantolino) is the source of this 783-nucleotide messenger RNA. Its product is annotated as nicotinamide N-methyltransferase-like. Gene Ontology annotation, cellular component: cytosol. Lineage: Eukaryota; Metazoa; Chordata; Lepidosauria; Squamata; Sphaerodactylidae. The transcript is spliced from 3 exons. The coding region runs from base 1 to 783 and encodes 260 amino acids. The record is from RefSeq and is a predicted model, not a curated record. Gene Ontology annotation, molecular function: N-methyltransferase activity.